AUGACUGAAAACAUCCAAACUACGAGUUUCGUUCACCAACUAACCAUUGCUAUGGGGCUGAUGGCCCUUACUUCACUGGCUCAUCGCGGUGUCUGUGAACUUAUGAGUACUUCUAGUAAGAAGAAACUGAACUUCUGUGAUCUCGUGGCGUAUAAGAACAUAGAUCUUCAAGGUCAGGUGCUUUACCGAGAACUCUGGAACAACUUGAUUCCCACCCUCCGAAAGCACCAAGUUAUUCUAUGGGAUUACGAUGGCGAGAAACAGCGCCCUCCAAACGGCGAUAUGCCAAUCAAAGAUAACUACAUUUACCUUGUAGAUACAGGCCCUUCCGGACUCGCACUUCUGGCAACCUAUCUCCCACCUGAUGGUUUAUCCCAUGCUGCGCGGAGCACGAAUGCUCUUCCGAGGGACAUCUUCCUUCGAAUUAUCGCGGCAGAGAUCUCUGUCGGCGACUUCACUAUAGGUGUAUUUCCUAGGACGUUGUAUACCUUAUUGGAUGCUGUUGUUCAUUCACGCGUCUCAGGAGACAAGACAUCAUUUGAGGAUAUUCUGUACUUACUGCUCCAAGCGCUUGAAGGCAUACAUCAUAUUCACUGCAAAGGAGUCGCCCAUUGCGACAUGUUCCUCGAUAACUUGGCGAUCGAAUGGAUUCCCCAGUCCUUAGUCAAGGCAUCUACUACGUCCCGACCGAGAGUCUACCUUAUCAAUUUUGACAAGGCAAUUCAGUUUACCCAAGAGUCACAGCCAUCCGAGCGUCUCGUUCAUGAUCGUCCGCUCCCUGCCGUGACAACUGUAUAUUAUCGCGCUGAUGCACCAGAACUGAGUCAAAAAGGGCCUUACUGUCCAUUCCGCCUAGAUAUGUGGCAAUUUGGGUACUUCUUGCAAAAAUAUUAUAUGACCACAAUUCCUGAAAUCGACCAGUUGUGGGCGGACCUUGUAACACCGAAACCAGAGGAGCGUCCAACUGCAUUGGAGGCCAUGAAUCGACUGAACGAGUUUAUUUCUUCUACCACCCGCAGCUCACUGCAGAUUGGUUUUGCUUAA
Molecule: messenger RNA, 1044 nt
Organism: Psilocybe cubensis
Lineage: Eukaryota; Fungi; Basidiomycota; Agaricomycetes; Agaricales; Agrocybaceae
Exons: 6
Coding region: 1-1044 (347 amino acids)
Biological process (GO): protein phosphorylation
Molecular function (GO): protein kinase activity; ATP binding
Source: RefSeq, a predicted model, not a curated record